CAGAAGUGUCCUACCAAAUGAGCUCGGGAUUGGAAGACGGGCGGAAGAAAACAGCACUGCUUGUCUGCUCCAACAGAACCGCCGCCAGGCAGCCCCUCUUCGCGGCCAGGUGACAGCGGAGCCCUCCGGCCACGCUCCAGCGGCAGCCGGCGCAGCUCAAGUGUCGGCAGCGGUAGUCUUCAUGGCAGAGGAAUACUAUGGAGAACAGGAUCAGGCGGAGACAGAUGAUUAUAGCAAGGGUUUAACGAGCCGGAGGAAGCAUCUAGCGGCGCGCGGCGAGCAACGCCUACUCGCGGUGGUGGACGAACCACGCGCGGGCACCAUUUAUUCCAAAUUGUUCGCAACCCCACCAACAUCCAAGGCAAGAGAUGGAUACGAGGGUGAAGGUCUGAAGGCCAUGAUCAAACUAUGCCAAGGUGAGAUGUUACCAAGCGCCAAGCGGUUGCUUGUAGAUAUGGUUUGGAUGAUGGAUACAGUUGAAAUGCCGAGCUGGUUGCUGACACGAGGCCCGGGAUACUUUAAAUGAGGCUAGUUAGAUCUCUAGCUACAUUAUCUUUUUCUAACUCGAAUGCUAUCUCCUCAGCAUAUGUGUUAAUUUAAAUUCUGUGUAGAGCUUUUGUAGGUUUGAAGAAUGUGAAUGACCGUGUAAUAAGGAAAAUAUGUAAUUCCUUGACUUGUUUUUUUUCCUUCUUA
Molecule: messenger RNA, 693 nt
Organism: Brachypodium distachyon (stiff brome)
Lineage: Eukaryota; Viridiplantae; Streptophyta; Magnoliopsida; Poales; Poaceae
Exons: 3
Coding region: 182-526 (114 amino acids)
Source: RefSeq, a predicted model, not a curated record